Molecule: messenger RNA, 360 nt
Organism: Necator americanus (New World hookworm)
Lineage: Eukaryota; Metazoa; Nematoda; Chromadorea; Rhabditida; Ancylostomatidae
Exons: 1
Coding region: 1-360 (119 amino acids)
Source: RefSeq, a predicted model, not a curated record
AUGUUGCCAGAGAUAAACAUUGAGAUCACCUGUUCCCUCCCAAGCUUUGAAUUCACUCCGGCAUCCUUCACUCAGUCCUCUGUAAUCCCUUCCAUACCCUACCGUACUCCUGCUCGUCCACUUCCUCCUCUCGACAGCGGAAAUAAGCUUCUUCCUGAUUACGGAGGCCGUAUUGUUGUCACAACGACAACAUCUCCACACCGACCAAACUAUCCGAUUUCCAUGCAUGCAAGGAAAAUGCCACGAUGUGUUGCAUCGAAUAUGCAUGCUGCUCAUUUCGCUCGACUUAUUCAUGUACACCAACGAGGCCAAGCCAUCGAAGCUGAGCACUCGUUGCCACAUGCACCUCAUCGCUCGUAG